Messenger RNA from Rubroshorea leprosula, 1137 nucleotides. NCBI's taxonomy places the organism in Eukaryota, Viridiplantae, Streptophyta, Magnoliopsida, Malvales, Dipterocarpaceae. The record is from the annotation of a GenBank genome assembly.
CGUCGGCACUCAAGAAUCUCAGACUCAGCUCAGCUGCUCAACACCCAUUCUUUCAAUCUUUUUCACUUCUAGUUUCUCAAAAUCUCACUUUCAGAAUUCAGACUCUGUCACCUUUCACCUUUGCCUUUCUCCCAACCCACUAACCCUAAAUCCCUCCAUUGCCGCCUACUGAUCUGCUGGAGCUGCUGCCGGAGGCGGACUACAUACUGCUGCUGGAGUGGAUUGUUACCAGGCUACACUGCUGCUGGCGAAUCCAUCUGGACUGCUGCUAUCGAACUCGAAGCCAUCUGCCUAUCCGAUCUGUCGGAGUUGUUGCCGAACUGGACUGCUGAACUCUGUCUCUGUGCUGCCGGACUACUUCACCUGCAGAUCCAAACGCUAGACAAAUUGCAAAUGAAAACCAACAUGGAAUUACUUUAUGAGGAGAAUGAGAAUUUGAAGAAAGAGAAUGAAAGGUUGAAGCGUGUGCAUGAUUCGAUGAAUGGAACUUUGCAAGCGCAAGCAAAAUUGAUAGAUCAGUUGAAGAGUGAUCUUGACAAAUUGAAUGACGAGUAUAAGAAGCAAAAUGUCCUUGUGCAAAGACUCUCAGAACUAUUAGUAAGCGCCUUGAAAGCAUGCCCUGACCUCCAGCUGGAAAAUGAAAGGCUUAAAUUAGAAAAUAGUCAAUUGAGACGUCAUGCAAAUCUAGAUUAUAACAUGGUGCUUGCAGAGGAGAAUGUAAAAUUAAAACUUGAAAAUAAGGUACUCAGAGUGCAGAAUGAUGCUUUGGUUGGGAAAUUAAUUAGUGACAGUGACAAGAAGCAUUCAUGAGGAUUGCCAGGAUGAGCUACCAUUAGUAUAAGUGUGUCAUGUUAAUUUUAUUUCUUACUUUUUCUUUUUGUACAUCGGAUGAUGGGCUAUAUGAUAGGAUAUAGCCUCCCCACCUGUCCUAGGAUUUGAACUUAAGAUCUCCAACAUGGAGAUUUGAGAUUUUAACCACUGGGACAUUCCCUAGGAGACUUUAUUUCCUACUUGUAUGCUCAUUUGCUAUGGGCUUUGUAGCACCACUGAAUGUUAUAUGAUUUUUUCUUUGAUUACUCAUCUGUUAAUCUCAGUCUCUUGUCAAAGCUCCUUGUCAAGUAAAGUAUUAUACAUGUU